AAAUAUGUUGGUAUAUCCUUUGGCGUCCGAGUCCAAUUUCUGGAUCUCUGUAGACUUGACUCGUUCGCUCAUCAUUCAUCAAAAUCCCUAAAUUUUGUUUUCGGUUUCCAUCAUUCGCCAUUAAUUAAGCUUUUAAUUCAAGCUCUUCAGUGGGAUUCGGUUGCUGGAUCUUCUACGAACUAUCAUUUUUUUUUUUGCUGAAAUAGUUCUCGUACAACUCCAAACAUGAGUUUUGUUUUCCGAGGCUCUAGAGCAGAUAUAGAACCUGGUUUUCCAGGAUUGAUCCCCGAGCGCCGUGCAGUGCGAGUCCAUGCAGCCCGGCCAGUUAAUACUAACUCAUUAGCUUUUCUUGUCACAGUGCUCUUACUGUUCAUGAUUCUGAAUUCUCAUCAAAUGUCACCGAACUUUCUGCUGUGGUUGGUGCUUGGUGUCUUCUUCAUGGCAACAACCCUAAGGAUGUAUGCAACGUGUCAGCAGCUUCAAGCCCAGGCACAAGCUCAUGCUGUUGCUGCAAGUGGUCUUCUUGGUCCUACAGAGUUGCGGCUGCAUAUGCCUCCAUCAAUAGCGCUUGCUACCAGAGGACGGUUGCGAGGCCUCAGACUACAGCUUGCACUUCUUGACAGGGAGUUUGAUGACUUAGAUUAUGAAACGUUGAGGGCACUGGAUGCUGAUGAUGGUCCUACAACCCCAUCAAUGACUGAGGAAGAGAUAAAUGCCCUUCCUGUUCACAAGUAUAAGGUUUCUGGACCCCAAAGUGCUGGUUCAUCAACACACCCGACAUCUUCUUCAGGAACCACUGAGAAGAAGCAAGAACCUGCAAAUGCCGUAGGAGUUGCAAAAAACUCAGAUGACGAACUAACUUGCAGUGUCUGCUUGGAGCAAGUCAAUGAUGGGGAACUCAUUCGUAGCUUGCCUUGCUUACAUCAGUUCCAUGCAAACUGCAUCGACCCAUGGCUACGACAGCGGGGAACUUGCCCUGUCUGCAAAUUUAGAGCAGGGUCCAGGUGGGAUGAGAAUGGACAAGGAGGAGAAGAUGCUUAUGAUAUGGUGUAGUUUCAGCAUGGCGCAUAACUUAUUUGUAAAACCGACAUCGAUACACAUACACCACAGAAGCCUGUAUCGUCAAAAGUCUCUUAUGGCACUCUGCAAUUGUGCAAACUAGCUGAAAUAUGUCGCAUUGGUAAAUAUUAGCUUAGUCUUAAAUCUUAUCAGGAUACAGAGGCGGGAUCCUUCGUUCGAGGUACACAGCCCAUGACCCUGAAAAAUCGUUUGUCAAAUGUAUCUGUUUCCUCCCAUCAUUGGACUGAAAAAUCGUUUCUGGAAAUUUUAGCUGUCAAGAAUGUUUGUCAAAUGUGACGAUUUUUAUCAUUAAAUUGAUCCUUCUGUCAA
This is a messenger RNA of Solanum dulcamara, 1389 nucleotides long. RefSeq names its product E3 ubiquitin-protein ligase SDIR1. Lineage: Eukaryota; Viridiplantae; Streptophyta; Magnoliopsida; Solanales; Solanaceae. The record is from RefSeq and is a predicted model, not a curated record. The coding region runs from base 226 to 1053 and encodes 275 amino acids. The transcript has 9 exons.